Pipistrellus nathusii (Nathusius's pipistrelle) is the source of this 1452-nucleotide messenger RNA. The record is from the annotation of a GenBank genome assembly. Lineage: Eukaryota; Metazoa; Chordata; Mammalia; Chiroptera; Vespertilionidae.
AUGAGGACACCUUGGCCUCCUGUAUCUGCAUGGCUCGGUGCAAAGAGAGAAGACACCAUGACUCUCACCCUCAAGGCCCUGCUCUGCCUCGGGCUGAGCGUGGGCCUCAGGACCCCAGUGCAGGCAGGACCCCUCACCAAACCCACCAUCAGGGCUGAGCCAGGCCCUGUGAUCCCUUUUGGGAGACCCGUGACCAUCUGGUGUCAGGGGACACCAGGGGCUGAGGAGUACCAUCUGGAUAGAGAGGGAAGCCCAGCACCAUGGAAAAGAAUGGAUCUACUGGAGCCUGGGGACAAGGCCAAGUUCUCUAUCACACGCAUGACAGAGCAGGAUGCAGGGAUAUAUCGCUGUUACUAUGGCAGCUCCACUGGCCGUUCAGAUCUCAGUGACCCCCUGGAGCUGGUGGUGACAGGAUUGUACAUCAGACCCAGCCUCUCAGCCUUGCCCAGCCCUGUCAUGACCUCAAGAGGGAACGUAACCCUUCAGUGUGGCUCAAGGCAGGGAUUUGACAGGUUCCUUCUGACUAAGGAAGGAGAUCACAGGCUCUCCUGGGCCCUGGACUCACAGCCACAGCCCAGUGGAGGGUCCCAGGCCCUUUUCCCUGUGGAUCCUGUGACCUCCAGUCACAUGUGGAGGUUCAGAUGCUAUGGCUGCUACAGGGACAACCCCCAGGUGUGGUCACUCCCCAGUGAUGCCCUGGAGCUCCUGAUCCCAGGUGAGUCUGGGAAGCCCUCCCUCCUGAGCCAACAGGGCCCCAUCGUGGCCUCAGGACAGAACCUGACCCUCCAGUGUCGCUCUGAUGUCAGCUAUGACAGAUUCGCUCUGCACAAGGAGGGGGGACGGGACCUCCCCCAGGGCCUUGCCCUGCAGCCCCAGGCUGGGCUCUCUCAGGCCCAUUUCCCCGUGGGCACUGUGAGAAGCUCCCAGGGAGGGCAGUACCGAUGCUACGGUGGAUACAACCUCUCCUCUGAGUGGUCGGCCCCCAGCGACCCCCUGGACAUCCUGGUGGCAGGAUGGCUGCCUGACACACCCUCCCUCUCGGUGCAGCCAGGCCCCAGCGUGGCCUCAGGAGAGAACGUGACCCUGCUGUGUCAGUCACAGAGCCACACGGACACUUUCCUUCUGUCUAAGGAGGGGGCAGCCGAUCCUCCCCUGCAUCUGAGAUCAGAGCACCGAGCUCAGCAGUACCAGGCAGAGUUCUCCAUGAGUCCUGUGACCUCAGCCCACCGAGGCACCUACAGGUGCUACAGCUCACUCAGCUCCUCCCCCUUCCUGCUCUCACACCCCAGUGAGCCCCUGGAGCUCCUGGUCUCAGCCGCCCACCGCCAAGACUACACCGUGGAGAAUUCCAUCCGGAUGGGCGUGGCUGGAUUGGUCCUGAUGGCACUCGGGGUGCUGCUAUUUUGGUCUCGAAACAGCCAGAAUCAGACCCAGGAUGCAGCCAGGAUGUGA